GAAGAGGCCAUGGAGCACAGCCACAUCUUCCCUGUUUUCUCCCCAAAUGAGAGCACCUGGAGUCCAGGGCAGCAUCCCUCUGAGGUUUCCCAGGGGUGCCCCCUCGGACCACUGCCUGUCAUCUACUACAGCAUCCUGCUCUGCCUUGGCCUGCCAGAGGCCAACAUCCUGACAGUGGUCAUCCUGUCCCAGCUGGUGCUGCGUCGUCAGAAGUCGUCCUACAACUAUCUCCUGGCACUGGCGGCUGCCGACAUCCUCGUCCUGCUCCUCAUUGUUUUUGUCGACUUCAUACUGGAGGAUUUUAUUUUGGCUACACCGCUGCCACCAUCAAUAAACAAUGCAGUGCAGGUUCUGGAGUUCUCCUCCAUCCACACCUCCAUCUGGAUCACUGUGCCGCUCACCAUCGACCGUUACAUUGCUGUUUGCCACCCGCUGCGCUACCACACGGUCUCCUAUCCAGCCCGUACACGAAGGGUGAUAUUCGCCGUCUACAUUGGGUGUCUGCUCUCUGCAGCCCCGUAUUACUGGUGGCCUGAGCUGUGGCACAGCCUGCCUGGUCUGGGCAGUGGUGGUGGAGGGGAGGGCAACAGAAGAACUGUGGCUCAACAUGUCCUGGUGUGGGCCCAUUGUGCCACUGUCUACCUCCUCCCCUGCAGUGUCUUCUUCUCCCUCAAUGCUGUUAUCGUGCGCAAGCUACGCAGACGCCGCAGCUGUUUCCGUCUGCGUGGCUACUCUACCGGCAAGACCACCGCCAUUCUCCUCGCUAUCACCUCCAUUUUCGCUGUGUUGUGGGCCCCACGCACCCUCAUGAUCCUCUACCACUUCUACUCCCCUCCUCCAGCCUCACAAGGUGCCGGUCGGCUGCUCCACAUGCUCACUGAUCUGGCGAACAUGCUGGCAUUACUCAACACCGGUGUCAACUUCUUUCUCUACUGUUUCAUCAGCAAGCGCUUCAGGGGCAUGGCGGCUAACGUGCUGCGAGCACUGGUCCAUUGCCGGAAGCAGCCACCGCCGUUCUAUGCCAGCCACAAUUUCUCUAUCACAAGCAGUCCCUGGAUCUCACCAGCCAACUCCCACUGCAUCAAAAUGUUGGUGUACCAGUAUGACAAAAACGGAAAGCCCAUCUGUAUUUCCUCUUGA
Molecule: messenger RNA, 1140 nt
Organism: Scomber japonicus (chub mackerel)
Lineage: Eukaryota; Metazoa; Chordata; Actinopteri; Scombriformes; Scombridae
Gene: gpr139
Product: G protein-coupled receptor 139
Exons: 3
Coding region: 10-1140 (376 amino acids)
Biological process (GO): G protein-coupled receptor signaling pathway
Cellular component (GO): membrane
Molecular function (GO): G protein-coupled receptor activity
Source: RefSeq, a predicted model, not a curated record